GUCAUGUCAUGGCUGUGCUUCACGCCGCCCGACAAUAGUGAUCGUCGUAGGAUGCUGCGAUAGACAAUUGCCUAGCUCUGGUAGAAGAUAAAAAGGAGAUGGUAUCCUCCUGCCUACGCUAUGUGACUGGAAAUACCAAUCUUCAAUUCCAAGAUUGAUCAAUAAAACGACCAAGGAGCAUCUGUUGUCACCUACCCUACACUCACUACAUCACCAACACCAAACCACAGCCUACGCGCGACCAGAGACACCGCUAUCAUGGGUCUUUUCGAGAAAUUGAGCACCAAGUAUCCGGACGAGAAGAGCGAGAGCCAUCUCGCUCCCGACGGCCAGAGCCCUCCUCCCUACUCCUCCGCCUCUUCCGCCGACUUCUCUACCCCGUCAUCACACUCUUCUGCCCCCGGCACAACCCUCAAGCUCCCGCAAAGCUUCUGGCUUGACUACCGCUGGCACUCGUCCACCUCAUUCAUCGGCGCAGAAAAGGGCGCGCGUGACUUUGCCGUCACUGUGCCCAGCCGCAUGAACUGCUUUGCCCACAGGGCCAUCACCCUUCGCGAUGGCAGCGCCAAGGACUCGCCUGCGCUCGUGAGUGUCAAGGGCCAGAAGGGCAGCAUGGGCCGCCGCUCGGUCAUCAGUCUUCCCUCCACGGGGGAGAAGGACCCCGGCCAGGACAUUGUUGGCGCGUUCGGACCCGGCGGCAGCUCCAAGGGGUUCGACGUGACGCUCGAGAACGGCACGGUCGAGCACUUUGAGUGGCGCAGGUCGAUGGGCGACGAGGUCAAGAACCUCGAGAGCGGCUUCCAGGGCUGGAAGCUUGUGCGCAUGGACUCGCCCUACACGCUGUCCGGCGGACAGGAGGAGUUUCCCCAGGGCUACACCUCGGACGGCCGCGAGAUUGUGGCCGUCGCCGCGUACCCUAAGAUGUUCCGCAACUCGCCCCGGUUCGAGUUCCUCGGAAGCGGCGCCCGGGGCGAGAUGGGCGUGCGCUUUGAGCUGGUCGCGGCCAUAAGCUUUGUGCGCAUGUACGAGAUUGCCAUGCAGCAGGCGAAUGGGGCGGCCGCGAGCGCGUCCGCGAGUGCGUCGGCCAGCGCGUCGGCGGCAGCGGUUACGGCGUAGGGGCCCAAGGGGGCGAGUGUGUACAUUGCGGCUUGGAGUUGGGGUUUCAUGUCUAGCAAGGCUUCAGUAGCGAUACCAUAUAUUUUCAUAGAGUUAUAGUCAACUUUGCACAGCCUGGCCUGUCGCUAGAUUGCGGUAGUGUUCUUCUUUGAUGCUUGUGGUGAAGCUCACUUACACGCAUGUCGAGGUGGGUCGACUAUUGGGCUACCCUUGGUUGACCCCCCCGGAAAACGAAGAACCCCGGGCAUGGUUAGGCUGCAAAGGGGAUGAUAUAAUACUGUCCAGAAUUAUAUUGCUCAGUGUCAUCAUGUGAUGGACCAGUCAUCCAAGGCCUCAAAA
This is a messenger RNA of Emericellopsis atlantica, 1455 nucleotides long. RefSeq lists its product as uncharacterized. NCBI's taxonomy places the organism in Eukaryota, Fungi, Ascomycota, Sordariomycetes, Hypocreales, Bionectriaceae. The coding region runs from base 259 to 1116 and encodes 285 amino acids. The record is from RefSeq and is a predicted model, not a curated record. The transcript has a single exon.